Electrophorus electricus (electric eel) is the source of this 1122-nucleotide messenger RNA. Its product is annotated as E3 ubiquitin-protein ligase NEURL3-like. Gene Ontology annotation, cellular component: early endosome. Gene Ontology annotation, molecular function: ubiquitin protein ligase activity. Gene Ontology annotation, biological process: ubiquitin-dependent endocytosis. NCBI's taxonomy places the organism in Eukaryota, Metazoa, Chordata, Actinopteri, Gymnotiformes, Gymnotidae. The record is from RefSeq and is a predicted model, not a curated record.
UUCCAAGGACAACCCCACCGUAUUUAGGCCAAUCCCCUUCCCCUGCGACCUACGGUGAAAAAUGUUUUGGGUUCAAACCAGAAGCACGUGCGCUAUCCCCUAUAAAAUGCCAGCACACUCCCCCUUCCAGAUAGAAACAUUAACUUGCUCUAAGAUACGAAUCUGAACAAACUGUUUAAUAGCAAAAAUGACAAGAGCAAAGACGACAUCCAACACAAUGGGGACUCGCCGAGGCUGCGGCUGUGGAAACGGCUGUCUGGGACCUCUGACUUUUAACGCGGAAGCUAAGGGGCAACUAGUGAGCCUGAGCGACGGUGAUCGACGAGCAACUAGAGAAAUAAAGUCUUUCCGAGACGGGCGUUUCAGCAGUCGACCCGUGAGGAUACAGGAGAAGGUGUGUCUGCGCAUCGAGCGCGCUGUCGUGGGGUGGCAUGGCGCAUUGCGAAUCGGCUUCACCAGCGUUGCGCCCGGGUCCAGGACUCUGCCCUCUCUCGCGAUCCCCGACCUGACGGCCUCUGAAGGGUACUGGGCGAUACCAGUUCCAGAGCAUCAAUGUUUACCGGGUUCGGCUCUCAGGUUCUGGGUUUGUCGCAGUGGCUGUCUGCGCGUCCAGACAGGCGAUGGGGUAACGCAUAUGACGAGAACGGAGGUGAACACGCACAAGCCAAUCUGGGCGAUGAUCGACGUUUAUGGGCAGACCAAUGCUAUUCUCUUAAUCGGAUCAGAGAAGAAGGGCUUGUUCAGCACACGCAGAUCAUGCCCUGUCCUCACCAUCGAUGCCACAGAGGUGAGCUGUGGCUAUGACGUGUUGCCAACGGAGAUGAUGUCCCAGAAGUAUCCAGAGGAGCAGGCCCAAACGUUCCCCUUCUGCCACAACAACGGGGAGAACACAUGUAAUGAACGUCUGGAGGACUGCGUGGUGUGCUGUUCCGUGCCCGCGAGCAUACUCCUCGCAUGUGGCCACCGCUGUUUGUGCGCACAGUGUGCCUCCAGGGUCUUCAGAGAAUUUGGCACAUGUCCACUGUGUCGCCAGUGCCUAGGUCCUGUUUACACCUUAUGUAGGGCAGCCCUUUGAAAGUAAUGGACGAAGAGAUGAUGGGAAAACAUUGCAAACUCUCUCUC